AUGCCCGACUUUGGCGGCGGCGCGCUUGACACCCCGCGAACAAACGUUGGGGAUGCGACAUACCUAGGACAACCUGACUUUGGCGACAUCACACAAGAAGCAUCAUUUCAGUCACCGCCAAAAGAUGGCAACUUUCUACAACAACUUCGCAAUGGCCGCUCCAAUGGCAUCAACCUUCGCACCCCGCGCCAAAGAGGACCCUUGGCCGACCGACGAAAUCUUCCUCCUAGUGUAGGAGGCGCCGAAUUCACUCCCUUACUCAAAUCUGCGACCAGAAACAGUGUGCGACGGUUCGGAAAAGAGAACGGCACUGCGGUACCGAAUACGCCCGCGUUAGACAAGAUCGAUGAGGGUGACUUCACGCCCGUCCCCCGCGGCGACACGUCCAUAUACCAGGGGUCGCGUAAUCAGUCUUAUAUGGAGAACACUAUACCCGAGGUUGAUACAAGCAGUGCUGCCUCGACCCCGUUGGCUGUUCCCAGGAGGAGGGGCGGCGAUAAGGGACCCCUCCAAGAUGGUAAUCAGCUUUCGCUAAGGGAGCAGGAGAACGUGAUCGAUAGGAUUGAGAAGGAAAACUUCGGUCUGAAGCUCAAGAUUCAUUUCCUUGAAGAGGCGCUCCGAAAAGCAGGGCCAGGUUUUAGCGAAGCCGCCUUGAAAGAGAAUACCGAACUCAAAGUCGACAAAGUCACAAUGCAAAGAGAGCUUCAUAAAUACAAGAAGCACUUGACAACGGCCGAGAAGGACUUGGAGAGCUAUCGACAGCAGAUGCUCGAGGUGCAGGAAAAGGCCAAGCGAAAGUACGCCAACCAGGGCAACCAAGCCGAAAUGGACAAGCUACAGCGCCUAUUAGAGGAUCGCGAGGCAGACAUCGAAGACCUUCAGCAACAACUAAGUCAACAGAAGGGAAGCAACGACCAGGUCGAGAAACUGCAAGACGAUAUCGGCGACCUCGAAGCAGAUAUCCAGGAGAAGGAUCGACAACUUACCGAGCGCGAAGACGAAAUAGAAGAUUUGAAAGACCAGAUGGAGGCUCUCAAAGAACAGACAACAGAAGCGGAAGAAAAGACAAAGGACGCCCAGCGCAAAAUGCUGGCGCUGGAGGAGAAGGCUCAGCAUAACGACGAGCUUGACGAUGCCAAGGACAAAAUCCAGGAUCUCGAACAAAAUAUUCGCCGCCUAGAAGAGCAGGUGAGGGAGGCGAAGGUCAAGAUGGAGGAAGCUAUGGCUGAAAAAGAUCGAGCCGAAAACGACCUCGAAGAGCUUCAAGAAGACAUGGCCAACAAGUCGCAUGUUACAAAAGGGCUUUCUCGUCAAAUUGAGGAGAAGGUCGCGCGUUUGCAGGAGGAGCUUGACCAAGCUGGCGAAGACUAUGCGACUCUGGAGAAAGAGCACCACGAGGUGACUCAGGAGAACAACUCCCUGCAGUCCACUGUCAAGGAGCUCAGGAGGAGUCAAGAGAAGUUUGAUCGUGAGGGAAAUUCUUUGUCGACAAGAGUUCAACAGCUCGAAGCUGAACUCAACGCCCGAAACGAUGAGAAGAACGUACUUCAAUCUCGAUAUGACAAUAUUGCUUCCGAAUCCCAAUCCCUACAACGAGAGGUCGAGAAGUUAGAGAAGGAAUGCCAAGAACUUGAGGAAGGCCUCGCAGAGGAAAGGGAACAUGCGCUCGAGAUUGAAAAGGAUAUCCGUGGCCAAUACAAGGCCGAGAUUGAUCGCCUGAACGACGAGAUCUCAGAUCUUCAGGCCGAAAUCCGGGAGAAGGAUAACCUAUAUGAUAACGACAGCGAAAAGUGGGAAACGGAGAAGCAGAAUCUCGAAGCAGAGCGCAACCGUGCUGAAGAGAAGGCAGCGGGUCUGCAAAGAACCAUCGACCGUCUCAAGGAAGCUGAAGGAACUCUCUCAGACAAGGAGUCAAGACUACAAGUAGCCAUCCAGAGCGAAGCGGAACGACACAGGAGUGAGGAGGGACUUCUCGCACGACAAAUCGAAGAUCUCCAAGAUGCACUCGAGACUCGGCAGACUCUCCUUACGAAUUUACGCAACGAGCUUUCCACAGUUCGCGAUGAGUUACGACAGACGCAGAUUGAGUAUCAGGCUCAAACUCGAAAGGUAGCUGCCUUGGAAGAUGAAGUCGACGUUCUGCAGACAACAUUGGAUGAAGAGCAAAACGCUGGACGCUAUGAAGCGGAGGCUGCUAAGCGAGAAUGCGAAGAUCUGAGAGAACAGCUCAAGUCUUUGAGACAACGCACCAAUUCAUCCCAAGCUUCCUCCACCCAAGUGUUGAAUAAGGAGAUUGAUGAAUUGAGGGAACAGUUGAGAGAGGCGCGCAAAAGAGCGGAUCUGCUCGAGGGUGCCAGUCUCGAGGUGGACGACUUGAAAGAGCAGCUCAGGACACUGCGUCAACGAGCCGGUUCAUCGGAAGCUGCCAGUCAGGAGAUUGAUGACCUCAAGGAACAGCUGAGAACGAUGCGCCAGAAGGCAGGAUCGUCUGGGGCCGCUUCUUACGAACUCGAGGAUCUGAAGGAAGAGCUCAAGACUUGGCGACAACGAGCCGAAUCAGCUCAAGCCUCCAUCUCUACCUCGGAACAAGAGGCCAAACAGUCCACAGAAUCUAUGACACGGAUGAAGUGGCAACUAGCAGAUGCAAACUCUCAACUGGACAAGGUCUCCAAGGAGAAACAAUCUCUUCAGGAUCAAAUGGCCAAGAUAAAUGCUGAGCUUCAUUCUGUGAGCACCUCUCUGGCUGAAGUCAAAGCGGAGCGAGACGAGCUUGAUGGUGAGCUCCGCCGAACAAAGCUCUACGAUAACGAGACUCUCCGUGUUGACCAGGAGAGACUCGACCUCCGUACGGCCAAGCUCAAGCUCGACAAUGAGGUGCGCCGCCUGAAGGAUGAGAACAAGGCUCUCAUUGAGCAACGAGAUGUGAUUGAGAAGAAUCUGGAGGAAGAAAUUGAGAAGGCUGCUGAGGAGGAAGAGCGCCUAGGUCAAGAAAUCCUCCAAUUGCAGACUAAGCUGCGAACAUCAUCAUCGACAGAUAAUCACGAUCUCGCUGCCGCUCGUCGCACUAUUCGCGAACUUGAACGCCGCGUUGAGGAUUACGAAGCUCAGCUCAACAACACCCGUCAGCUACCAAACAACUUCGAGGGUAACAGCGAGUUGUCUUUGAUUCGUAAGGAUCUCUCCACAGCACGUCAAAAGGAGCUGGAAUUCCUUCAAAAGGAGUCCGCACAUCGCGACGUGGUCAAGGGUCUCAAGCGACAGAUUACCGACCUUGAGCGCCAGGUUCACGAAACCGAGGUUUCUCGUUUGAUUGCGUCUCCCAAAUCUUCCACAAGUGAGUCAGGUCGCAAGAGCGAAGUUACUGAACUCCGGAGCCAACUUUCCGCAGCGCAAAAGUCAAUUCACGACCUUAAAUCCAAGAACCGGGAAGCCGAGCGCAAAGCGAUGCAGGUCUCGCAAGACUUCCAACGUCAGCUCGACGACCUUGAGGACCAGAAGAUAGUACUUGAAGAGGUCCUUGAGGAAGCCAGACAGCAGGCCGAGGAGACGGCAGCCCAGCAUGAACGCGCACUUCGCCGUAUGAAGCACCAGCUUGACAAGUCAGAACGUGAGCGCAAUGCUCUGGCAACAGCACAACCUGACAGUAGCAAGCAUGACCGGCAGCUCAGGAAGAACCAGGCCGAGAUGGAGAACCUUGAGCAUGAUGUUCUUCAGCAACAAGAACUCAUCGAAGGUCUUGCCGCUUCCGAAGCUUCUCUCCGUCGUAAGCUUGAGAGGGCUCGCAGCGAAAGGGCAGCGUUCCGCAUGAGCGCUGAGAAGUUGCAAAAGGAUCUUGAGCGUGUUAAGGCCGCAGCAGUCGCCGCUAGAACUGGUGCUCCAGGCCGACGAAGCGCAGUUGAUCGCAAAGCUCUUGAUGUCACUAUCGAAGGAGCUGAUCAAGCUCUUGAGACUGUUAUUCGUGCAGCAGAGAGCGCCGACGAGCGUCACAAAAAGGAGUUGCGGGGCAUGUUGAUGCAGAUGGAGUGGAUGCAGGCCCGGUUCCAGCGCGAGGCUUCUCUUCGAGCUGAUGCCGCGUAUGCAAAGAAAUUUCUCCAGCUGCAGCUCGAUGUCGCCAAUGCAUGCAAUAAGGCUCAACUCCGCGAGCUCGAGGAUAUCCGCACAAACCUCCUUGGCAACAAGAAGGCUCUCACCCUGCCCAGCCACGCGACAGCUGCCAACUCAUCUACCACAAAACCCACUCUCAAGACUUUCCUUGUCAUGGCGCGCUUCAUUGCCCGUGCUCGCUUGUCGGCUAACAACUGGGCUAAACAAGAGGUUGUUCGUCGCAAGCUUGUGAAUGCAACCGAAGAGCAGCGCAAGGUGAAGCGAUCGAGACAACUUAAGGUGGUCAGGGCUGAAGCCUAA
Molecule: messenger RNA, 4404 nt
Organism: Fusarium coffeatum
Lineage: Eukaryota; Fungi; Ascomycota; Sordariomycetes; Hypocreales; Nectriaceae
Exons: 2
Coding region: 1-4404 (1467 amino acids)
Cellular component (GO): microtubule organizing center
Source: RefSeq, a predicted model, not a curated record